UUUCAGGACUUAUCACUCAAACUUGCCAAGUUCCCUCCGGGCCGUGCUGGCUCCCGUCCGGACUGCCCGAUGAACUGUGAAAAAGAAUCACAAAUGACUAUCGCCAGUCAGUCUAUCGAAGAUUUCAAAGAAUGUCUGUAUCAGAUGCAAGAAGCACGGAAAUCAGUGACGAAUGAAAUUCUCGAAACAGGACAUAUCAAAGCCGACCAAGUUCAAAUAUUUAAAAGUACGCUAGAGGAAAUGAAUGACGAGCGAACGUCAAAAAACCACAUCAGAGACAUUCACUCAAGAGGAACCACAUUUGGCAUCAACAUUCAAGACGAAAUUAAAGGAUUGCAGAAAGACCAUCAUUUUUUGGAUGCAUUCGCGGUGGAAAGUGACAAAGAGAACAACUCAUUUGCAAAUGUUCUAAAACUUUGCGAUCUACCUGGACUGUUGUCUAAAUUUGUGGACGAUGAAAUUCGGUUCGAGAAAGAGGUCGCCGAGUGUAAAGCGUUUCUGAUGGAUCUCAUUGAUACGAGCACCACCGGAGGGAUUAAACCACUGUUUAUCACUGAUUGGGAUGGAACUAUGAAGGAUUAUUGCUCACAGUAUGCAACAAAUUUGCAGCCGGCCUACAGCGCUAUCGUAAUGGGUGUCUUCUCUCGUCUCUUCACCCGAGCAUUUGCCGUCCUAACCGCAGGGCCUCUCCGCCAUCCUGGAAUCCUAGACCUCACCGCACUCCCCAUCAACGGGCCGGUAUUAUUCAGUGGAUCUUGGGGACGCGAAUGGUGGCUUGGCGGCCGACGAAUAGUGCAUGAUGAUGGAAUUCCUGAGGAAGGAAGUGUUGCAAUUGGGCAGCUCUGUGAACAACUGGAUGAGAUACUUCAUGAAGGGGAAUUUGUGCAAUUCGCGUUGGUUGGAAGUGGUGUACAGAGGAAAGUCGAUCGUCUUACCCUAGGAGUUCAAACGGUUUUCAAGCAAGUUCCAGAAGACCUCUCAGCUAGAUACAUUGAUGCAGUUCGUGAACGAAUCCAUCGAGUUGAUCCCAACAGUCAAUAUUUAGUAUUAGAAAAUUGUUCACCGUUAGAAAUUGAAGUAUGCGUUCAUUCGUCAGGAGCUGUUUGGAACAAGGGAGAUGGAGUUGCUGCUUUAGUGGAAUCACUCCACGACUCGUUGAAGGUUGGAAAAGUUUGUGUCGCAGGGGACACCGCGAGUGAUGUUCCGAUGUUGAAAAAAGCAGCAGACGAGAAUCCAGAGAACGUUCGAGCCUUGUUUGUCAAUAUCAACAAGCAGCUUCAAGAGAACAUCACAAAUAUUGUUGGAGACGCCAAACGAGUCUGCUUCAUCUCUUCACCAGAUGUUGCUCACGCUGCGUUCGCCCAAAUUAUUUCAGAGUUCUCUGGAUGAAAAAUGAAAUUGGAUUGUUUCCCAACCAUUAACUAUUAAAUAUUAGAGUGGUAGAGAGGUAGAGAACAACGACAACUUGUUGUUUCUCAAAUGUUCAACCACCCAUCGUAACUUGCAAUCAAUGACCGCUGGUCAAUGGUCAGCAAAGGCGACGAAACCUGUCUCUCUCUCUCGUUUUCUCUACGACCUCUGCUCUCUCUCACUGUUCCUCUUCUCAGUUUCUGCCACGUGACGUUUUUUUUUUCUGAUAUUCCAUUUUUCGUUCUUCCCUCAAACUUCAAUUGAUUAGAACUGUAAAAAUACCAAAUAAUUCAGUUAUUGUUUUAUAGAAAUCGGUUUUAUUAGCAUGUUUUUAUUGUACCCUCAUUCACCAAAAAUUCCUCAUAUUCGAAUAAUUGUUUAAUAAAACUAGUCGGGUUUUGCUUUCUUUUUCCCCCCUGAUUCAGUCCACUUUUCAAUGUGUUUGUGAACUUCGUAGUUUUUUUUGUUUCAAUUUUUUUUCAAAAUUCAAUUUCUAAAAAAGAUAUUUUAUUUUUCAAAGUAUUGUUUGUUUUUCGGCAA
Caenorhabditis elegans is the source of this 1950-nucleotide messenger RNA. RefSeq names its product Trehalose-phosphatase (gene gob-1). The transcript has 8 exons. The coding region runs from base 70 to 1389 and encodes 439 amino acids. The record is from RefSeq and is marked reviewed. NCBI's taxonomy places the organism in Eukaryota, Metazoa, Nematoda, Chromadorea, Rhabditida, Rhabditidae. Gene Ontology annotation, molecular function: trehalose-phosphatase activity.